AAUGUAUAAUCUGUGUUUGCUUGUAUUGCCUGUUUGAACAUCCAAGCCAAUAGAGGGAGCAUGCCUUCCAUCCAGUGUCUUAGAAAAGACCACCAAGUACUUCACAUGACUGAACUCCUCUAUCUAUCGUCGGGUGCGUAAUGGCGGAAAACUCAAGUGAUUGUUAGCUACGAACCCGCAAACUCUCAGCGAGAAUCUUAAAAGGAAGGCUUCUCUUAACCCCAACAAUAAACCAAGACUAAUAAGUCUACAUCAGUUAAAAAAGCAGAAAUGGAACAGCUCUUAGAAGCUGCUCAGUGUGCAGUUGAGGGAGUUUCUAAGUCACCAGAAGCAAAAGACAGUGGCAAUGGAUCAUGCAUACGCAAAGAUGAACCACAGGGUGACCCCAGCACUGAACAGUCACCCUUGGGCAAAAGAAAGCGACCUCAUGAGGAAGAGGAUGAUGAAGUAUCCCCCGCUAAGAAACUGGUCACAGACGAGGGUCAUCACAGCAAGAAGGUGGCCUCUCACUACAACUCCCUGCAGGAGUGCGGUUUAGCCGAGCGCAACAGGAGCAGAAUUGUCCACAUGCGAAACUUCAACAACUGGCUAAAGAGUGUCCUCAUAGGUGAGAUCCUGGAUAAGGUGCGUCAGCGUGAGAGAGAGGUGUCUGUGCUAGACCUGGGCUGUGGUAAAGGAGGAGACCUGCUGAAGUGGAGGAAGGGUCACAUCAACAAACUCGUCUGUGCAGACAUAGCAGCCAUAUCGGUGGAACAGUGUCAGCAGCGUUACGCCGACAUGAAGAGGAAGUGUCACUCCAACGAGCGUAUCUUCUCUGCCGAGUUUGUCACAGCCGACUGCACCAAGGAGCUGCUGUCAGAGAAGCUGCCAGACCCGAGUGUUCAGUUUGAUGUGUGUAGUUGUCAGUUUGUGUACCACUAUUCAUUCGAGACGCGGCAGCAGGCCGACACCAUGCUGCGCAACGCCUGUGAGAGACUCCGACCCGGUGGCUUCUUCAUCGGCACCACACCCGACGCCUAUGAGCUGGUAAGGCGUUUAGAAGCCUCCGAGACCAACUCGUUUGGGAACGAGGUGUACAGAGUCACAUUCCAGAAGAAGGAUGACUACCCUCUCUUUGGCUGCAAGUAUGACUUCAACCUGGAGGGGGUGGUUGAUGUCCCAGAAUUCCUUGUUUAUUUCCCGAUGUUCGUAGAGAUGGCAAAGAAAUACAACAUGAGGCUAGUGUACAAGAAGACCUUCAAUGAAUUUUUCCAAGAGAAAAUUCAGAAUGAGCAGAAUAAAUCCCUGAUGCAGAGGAUGCAGGCACUGGAGCAUUACCCAGCUGAUGGUGGGAAUAAGCUGGCUUCUGAUAAAGCAGAGGAGUACGAACACGCCAAGACACGAUCUGAACAAGAGAAUGCCAGGAUGCCACUGGGAACUUUAAGCAAGUCUGAAUGGGAGGCCACAAGCAUAUACCUGGUGUUUGUGUUUGAGAAGAUGACAUGAACAUGGAAGAGUUCAAGAGGACGCGAGAGGACUGUACUGGUUAUUUUUUUCUUUUUGAAAAAGCAGCAACUUUUUUUUUUUUUUUGAUAUAUUUGGCCUGUACAAAGCUUCUCUGUGUAGUGUCUGGCUCAAAGUGAUGCGGCAAAAAAACUUUUUUGUACAACAGCCAUCGUUUGCUUUUCUUGUGUUUUGGAAAAUGGUUAAAAUGAAAGACAUACCUCAAAAUUAUUUAUAUGACAUGCACUCAUAGCCUACACCCACGCGCACAUACCGUAACUGCUUUGAGUACUGUUUGUUAGACACCUCUUUGCCACCAACAUCAUGUUUAGCCGAGGCUCAGUGACGUAGCAAAAAUCGCUUCAAAUCUGUUAUUGAUUGCCUGAUAAAAUCACGCUCCGGGCGCACCGCAUACAAAUCAAAGUGAAUCUCUGCAUUGUUGCGCAUCAGCAAACAGUAAACACGCAAUCUCACCGAGUGUAAGCUGCCCUUGGCCGUUUACCUCAUGGUGUCUCAUGACUGAGUGUGUUCUCCAUGGUCGUCAGUCCGGAUCCCCUGAAGUGCUGCCCAGCUUUAUCAGAAGCACGCAUUUGUUUUUUUCUGUCAGAGGAAAUUGCUUUUGAGAAUUAAAAAAAAAAACGUGCAGGCCCUUUUGAGAGGAUGUGUUUGAUGGGUAAUGGCUGUCAGUUUUCCUCUAUAAGGUGUUUUGGUUGUGAGCAUGUGGGAUGUGGUGUGGGUUGGCAUGAUGGGCUUUUUAAAACAGUGUUUUGUAGAUGUCUGCCUGUGAACUGUCAAAAUCCCAAUUAAAUUACUAAUGUCCUAUAUUAAA
Molecule: messenger RNA, 2311 nt
Organism: Clupea harengus (Atlantic herring)
Lineage: Eukaryota; Metazoa; Chordata; Actinopteri; Clupeiformes; Clupeidae
Gene: rnmt
Product: RNA (guanine-7-) methyltransferase
Biological process (GO): 7-methylguanosine mRNA capping
Cellular component (GO): nucleus
Molecular function (GO): mRNA 5'-cap (guanine-N7-)-methyltransferase activity
Source: RefSeq, a predicted model, not a curated record